UGCAAUUUCCCAUUGUCACCUAUAAAGUGAGCAGCUGAGCAGAGUUUCUUCCCGUUCAGAGUAUAAAUGAAAGCUGUAAUUCUCGCCGCUGGCUACGGAACCAGGCUCCAGAGGGAUGUGCUUUCCGACAGCAGCGGGAGGUUCGCUCACCUGGCCGGGACUGCCAAGCCGCUGCUGCCGGUGGGACGGUGUGCCCUGAUCUCUCACUGGGUCCAUGCUCUGACCGCCGCUGGCUGUGUGGACUGCAUUUAUGUUGUGACGAACGCUCUUUACCAUGCUGCAUUUGAAGAGUGGGCAUCACAUUUCACAAAUGUCAAGAUUGUCAGCGAUCAGACGAGAAGCAAUGACGGGCGUCUUGGUGCGGUGGCCUGCCUGCAGCUUGCAGUAAAGCACUUCAACAUAGAAGACCAUGUCUUAGUAAUUGGAGGUGACACUCUCUUCAAAGAAGAUUUUAGCCUCAGUAAAGUAAAAGAGAGGUUCACUGACCUCCAGGCAAAGUGUGAGGACAGCUGUCUGGUGCUCUCGUACCAGUGCAAAGAGGAGGAAACUCAUAAAUACGGGAUAUUAGAAGUAGACCGUGAUCUUCACGUCCUCUGCAUGAAGGAGAAACCUCUUCCUGCUGAGACAAAGUCAAGGAGAGCAUGUCCCUGUUUCUAUGUGUUAUCAAAGAGAAGCCUUCCUCUGUUGGAUACCUUCCUGGAGGAAAAGAAGGAGUCUCCCAUUGAUGAGAAAGACGCCCCGGGAAACUUUGUGUCUUGGCUCAUUCUGAGGAAGCCCGUAUACAUCUAUGAGAUUUCUGGGCGUUUUGAUGUUGGAAACUUGCCUUCCUAUAUUGAAUGUGACCUUUACUUCAGAGAAAGACUUCAAGAUGCUGGGUCUUACAUGGUGUAGGAGACAGAAAUGGACAAACAGCAGAUUUAUUAUGCCAUGUUAAAAAUUAUCCAAGAUCACACAAUCUAAUUCAAGAACCUGUAACAUUAAAUCAAGAAUGUAAACUGUAAAUAGGCCUUUACAUGUUACCUGUAUGUCAUUUUCUAAUGAAUAUUUUCUUUUAAAAAUUAUUUGUAUAUUCUCGAUUACACCCAACCAUCCGUCUACUCGGUGAGGAGUCUUGUGCAUUUGUCGGAGGCCUUCUCACGGUUGUCCUCCAUCUUGGCGAUGCGGGAGCCAAACUGCAUGGCUCUCUUGGGCAGGACUGCAGAUUGUCCGAGGCCCAGCUGCUUCGCUGCCAGUCUCAGGAGGAGUUUCUCCCCGACACCUCGAGGAAGUGACAGGUCGGCCUUCUCCCACACGGGCAGAGAAUUCAAGUAGCUCACCACGUCCUCGUCCAAGUAGGGAAAUCUGCAGGAGUAAUAUUUGUCAGAUACUCUAUUCCAAACAAUGGCUGUGAAUGGGAUUUCUUCUCACUUACAGCGUAAACCUUUUACCCUCAGAUGAGAAAAACUGAACUUUUCCGCGCUGUCACAAACACUACUUUCUGUUCCAUUAAACUAAAGUCUCACAAUG
Messenger RNA from Cottoperca gobio, 1506 nucleotides. RefSeq lists its product as uncharacterized. Gene Ontology annotation, biological process: biosynthetic process. The coding region runs from base 67 to 891 and encodes 274 amino acids. The transcript has 9 exons. The record is from RefSeq and is a predicted model, not a curated record. NCBI's taxonomy places the organism in Eukaryota, Metazoa, Chordata, Actinopteri, Perciformes, Bovichtidae.